Molecule: messenger RNA, 471 nt
Organism: Cercopithifilaria johnstoni
Lineage: Eukaryota; Metazoa; Nematoda; Chromadorea; Rhabditida; Onchocercidae
Source: the annotation of a GenBank genome assembly
AUGAUAUUGCAGUUAGGAAAGACAACGAAACUAAUAGGAAAUAAAGAUUAUCAUCAGCUUCGGCGUGUUCGGGAUGUUCGAGGUAGUGAGAUGAAGAAGAGGGAGAAGGGUAGGAGUGAUAUACAACAGAUUGUUGAGGAAAAAGCAACAAAUUUUGUGAAAUGGGCUGAGCAUCUACCACCAUACAUUAUCAUAUCCGCUGGAAAAUUGGUGUUGUGGCAUUAUUAUUCCUACAUUCGCUAUUGCUUGUGGUGGUGGUGGUGGUGGCGGUAUAGUGGUAGCGGUAGCGGUAACGUAGUGGCAGUGACGGUAAUUUUGCCUUUAAAUAGCCAAUAUUUCAUCCUUCCAGCUUCUACCCCAAUUGGCCCCUUCCAAGUGGGUUCAAACACUACCAAAUUCACCGACAGUAACCACCGUGUUCCCGCAAUAUCCAUUGAAUGGCUUUUACCGAUUGCCGCUAACACAGCUUAA